This is a messenger RNA of Nymphaea colorata (pocket water lily), 3299 nucleotides long. RefSeq names its product CSC1-like protein At4g02900. Bases 602 to 2884 code for a protein of 760 amino acids. Gene Ontology annotation, cellular component: plasma membrane. Gene Ontology annotation, molecular function: calcium-activated cation channel activity. The transcript is spliced from 13 exons. The record is from RefSeq and is a predicted model, not a curated record. Lineage: Eukaryota; Viridiplantae; Streptophyta; Magnoliopsida; Nymphaeales; Nymphaeaceae.
GACAUUAACGGGGAUUUCGGAGGACACUUUCGUAAAAUGGGCCUCCCCAUGGCCAUUGGCGCCUCCUAAUCGUUCAAUUUCCAAAACCAACGAACUCAGCGGACGACAGACGGAGCGAGAGAGAGUUUUCCUCCGAUGUGUGGAGGAAGAAAAGCCGUUUCCCGUUUUUCCCGCUUCCCAAACAUUUGCCCGCCACGCAGAUGGAAAAUCUCCUCUCUCUCUCUCUCUCUCUCUCUCUCUCUCUCUCUGUCCCUCUGUCUCUCCCUCUCUGUCCCUCUGUCUCUCCCUCUCUUUCUCAUUUUCGGAGAAAGGAGGAGGAAAAGAAAACAGAAUCUGGAAAGUGGAAAGUGCAGGGCUUCUUCCGGAGGAUUUCCGAUGUUUUGGUCUCAUCAUCAGUCUAAGAUCAUAGUAGCUGAGGUUUGCACCGUCGGCGGAUUUCAGUCUCUGAGGAAAAUACACCUACAUGAGCAAGUAUGAAGCCACACAAGGUUUAGCUUCAUCCUAAGAAAAAUUGCUGGCCAGCGUAGGUCAGACAUGGAUACAACUGGGCAUCAGCUGAUGGGUGGUUCCUUGUGAUAGGUGCAGCGGCACAAAAAACUAAAUGGCUACUUUUGUGGAUAUAUGCGUUUCAGCAGCUAUCAAUAUUCUUUCAGCUUUUGCUUUCCUUCUUGCUUUUGCAGUUUUACGGUUGCAGCCAGCUAAUGAUAGAGUGUAUUUUCCAAAAUGGUACCUUAAUGGGUUACGAAGUAGCCCUAGACACUCUGGAACUUUUGUAACAAGAUUUGUUAAUUUGGAUCUCAAGACGUACAUAAGGUUUUUAAGUUGGAUGUCAGAAGCACUAAGAAUGCCAGAGCUUGAGCUUAUUGAUCAUGCAGGACUUGACUCUGUUGUAUACCUGCGAAUUUACGUGGUUGGGUUGAAAAUAUUUGUGCCUCUCUCAGUGUUGUCCAUUCUUGUCUUAGUACCUACCAAUUGGACUAGUGGGACAUUAGAUGACUCCAAAAUUUUUACAUAUAGUAAUAUUGACAAGCUUUCAUUAGCCAAUGUUUCUUCAGGGUCCAAAAGGUUCUGGGUUCAUCUUGUAAUGUGCUACAUAUGCACAUGGUGGACAUGUUAUGUACUUUUCAAAGAAUAUGAAAUCAUAUCUGCUAUGAGAUUGCGUUUUCUUGCAUCAGAAAAACGUCGACCAGAUCAGUUCACAGUUUUGGUUCGAAAUGUUCCUCCAGAUCCUGAUGAAUCUAUCAGUGAACAUGUGGAGCAUUUCUUUUGUGUGAAUCAUCCAGAUCACUAUCUCACUCAUCAGGUUGUGUAUAAUGCAAAUCAACUUGCUAAAAUAGUGAGCAAGAAGAAGAGUUUACAGAAUUCUCUUGAUUACUGUAACAUCAAACUUGCCCGAGAUCCAGCAAAAAGGCCUACAAAGAAGAAAGGCUUUUUAGGUCUUUUUGGGGAUACUGUGGAUGCUAUUGAUUUUUACACAGAAGAGAUUGAUGCAUUGUCUAAAGAGGAAGCUGAGGCAAGGCAACAAGUUAUAACUGACCCAAAUGCAAUUAUGCCUGCUGCAUUUGUUUCAUUUAAGUCUCGAUGGGGCGCAGCAGUUUGUGCACAAACUCAGCAAUCAAGCAAUCCAACUAUUUGGCUAACGGAGUGGGCUCCAGAGCCCCGUGAUGUUUACUGGAAUAAUCUUGCAAUACCAUUUGUUGAACUAGCAGUUCGCCGGCUAAUCAUCUCUGUUGCAGUCUUCUUUCUUACAUUUUUUUUUAUGAUCCCAAUUGCUUUUGUGCAAUCUCUUGCCAGCAUCGAGGGGAUUGAAAAGGUUUUUCCUUUUCUAAAGCCAAUAAUAAAACAGAAGGCUAUCAAGUCCGUUGUUCAAGGUGUUCUUCCUGGGAUUGCAUUGAAGAUAUUUCUGAUCAUUCUUCCAUCGAUACUCAUGACAAUGUCCAGGAUUGAAGGCCAUAUAUCACUAUCAGCAUUAGAAAGGCGAUGUGCUGCUAAAUAUUAUGUUUUUGUUAUGGUCAAUGUAUUCCUUGGGAGCAUAAUAACUGGAUCAGCAUUUGAACAGCUUAACCAAUUCAUGAAUCAGUCUGCAAACGAAAUUCCAAGGACAAUUGGAGUGGCUGUUCCUAUGAAGGCAACAUUUUUCAUAACUUAUAUCAUGGUUGAUGGCUGGGCAGGAAUUGCUAUGGAGGUUUUGAGGCUAAAGCCUUUGGUAAUAUAUCACUUAAAAAAUACUCUAAUUGUGAGAACAGAGAAGGAUAGAGAGGAAGCCAUGAAUCCAGGAAAUCUGGGAUUUGCCAUAUCUGAGCCACGAUUGCAGCUUUAUUUUUUACUUGGUCUUGUGUAUGCCGUCAUUACUCCCAUCCUACUUCCUUUCAUAGUUGUCUUCUUUGGUCUAGCCUAUUUGGUGUUCCGUCAUCAGGUUAUAAAUGUCUACAACCAAGAAUAUGAGAGUGGAGCGGCAUUUUGGCCAGAUGUCCAUCUCCGUAUCAUCAUUGGUUUGAUAAUAUCACAGCUUCUCUUCAUGGGAUUGAUGAGUACAAAGGGUACCUCUCAAUCGACCCCGCUCUUAAUUGUACUUCCAGUAGUAACCAUUUGGUUCCACAUAUACUGCAAGAAUCGGUUCGAGGCUGCGUUUGUGAAAUUUCCUUUGCAGGAGGCUAUGGUGAAAGAUACAGUGGAGAGAGCUGUAGAACCAAAUCUGAAUCUCAAACGCUACCUCCAUUAUGCAUACAUCCAUCCAGUUUUCAAGGAUGAUGACUGGGACCGGCCAGUGGCACUCUGCGAUGAAGAGAUGAACCCACUGGUCCCUACUUUACGGACUUCUCAGAGGACAACACCUGUUCUAAGCAAAGUUGGCUCUCGAUUGGCUUCUGAACCUGAGCCCUGAAGUGGAAAUUAAUGUUCUCACUGGACGAGUCACAUUACUUCUGUGCAGGUCUCAUACUCGAGCCUCAUUGGCUUCCCGUUGUUGAGAGUAAUUUAUCGGCAUGUUAAGGGAAGAGAUACUUUUGUCCCAUUGGCACUGACGAGACCAUCUUUUGUAGUUAUGGCCGAUUAGGGAGAAGGCUUGCAUUUCUGUCUGCUUACUACUCUCCCUCUCUCUCUCUCUCUCUGGUGUAGUUCAACUGGGAUGCAUGGAAUUGAUUGAAAUAGUGAAUUGCUGCUGAGGCUAACGACAAUCAUGAAAGUGAAUUAUGUCAAUUGGUUCUACAUAUAGUGAGCAAAAUCAUGAACAUACGAUUCAAUGAUGUUGUAUGCUGAUUAGUUCGCAGUUUCCUUCGUAAUCUUUUGUCUUCCUUGUU